Messenger RNA from Pocillopora meandrina, 5753 nucleotides. Lineage: Eukaryota; Metazoa; Cnidaria; Anthozoa; Scleractinia; Pocilloporidae. The record is from the annotation of a GenBank genome assembly.
UCUUGCUUUUGAGGCGGAAAUGAAGGAACGCUAAAAUGUCCUGAAUUAUUUUUCCUUUGCUAUGGCGGCCGAUGUCCUGCAACGUAUCCAUCCCGAAAUUGCAAAAUUUGCCGAAGCCGUGCUUAAUAAUGAAGGUAUUGGAGUUUGCGGUGAACUGCUGAAGAUUGUGGAGCCCAAGUCAAGGUACUCGAUUAGAUUUUCAAUUUACGUCAAGCAACAUUUUGACGAAUUUCACCCAUGAAAUUCAGGGUUAGUCAUGGUUCUUAUUGGUUAACUACGUAGCAGUGUUUUUAAGAAGUAUUUUCAAUCCCAAUCUAAAGCUGUAAUUGUUAUUGGACUUCAUCAUUUUUUCUGUCUUGUUUGUGUUCGAUAGUUUGUCUUUCAUUAACCCUCGUAUUAAAACAAGAUCCUGCGAUCGAUUCAAGGUUUUGGUUCCAUAUGCUGGUAGAACUCUAAAAUGUAAGUAAACAGCAACUUAGGUGUGCACUGUUUUAGUCAUUUAAUCAUGUUUUAAUUGCUUUUUUAUUUCCUAGGAAUUGAAUACAUUUUGACUGAAUGUGUCAUAAACUCCGUGUAUGAGUUGCCUUUCGAUUUGAUUUUUUAUAUUUACCUGUUUGUUUUAUUGUUGUUGUUUAUUUUUUGCAGGGGAGGUAAUAUUUAACCAGAUGCAACCAGAUUUUCCACCAGAUUUUAUAUUUGGACCACAAGAUCAGGAAUUUGUACCAAAUAUUGAUAAAAUGGAGGUAUGGGCAAGGUGAAAAAUCAGAAAUUCUCAAAUUGGCACUUCCCAUCAAAUAAGCAAUUUUUACAUCCAACUGGGAGCUGCAGCUACUUAAUGCUUAGGGUUAAGUGAGUGGCUGGACUUGGGGUCAAAAAGUCUGGGUGCCAGACCUGGCUGAGUCAUUGUGUUGUGUUCUUGGGAAAAACACUUUUUUCUCACAGUGCUUCUUUCCACCCAGGAGUAUAAAUGGGUAGUGGCAAUAUGUCAAGGUUGCCUGAUGAAGUGCUUGGGGGGUAAUCUUGGGAUAGACUGGCAUCCCAUUGGGGGUGGGGAGGGUGGGUAGUAAGACUCCUAGUUGCUCUAUGCCAAGGAAACCUAGAUAAGGUCCAGCUGAAUGGCCAACAUGGCUUGAGUACAGACUUUGAUAGCCAUACUAAAUUAUGUCUCUUAUUAAAAUGACAAAUGCUACUUUCAUUUGCCAACUGCGAUUUCUGAGGAUGCAUGAUGUUUUAAUCUGGCUUCCAAGGUGAAGGUGGUACCAUUGAUAAGGCAAGGCUGGAGUGUUCAUUUUGAAAACAUGGUUAUCAAGAUCUCAGUCAUAAUGCCUGAGUCAGGUCUCGGUAAUGGGGCUAGCUUGCCUUCUCAAUGGUUUCUGAAGACUGACGAGGCAAGAAAUUGGAAAUCAAGACAGACUGGUUGACCUUGUUACUACUCUCUAAAAGUAUGCUUUUUUUGAAUCAUUUUUACUCCGUAGUCUCUUGAGAACUGGAACUGUAAUAAUCCUGAAAGCUUAGUAAAUCUGAUAAAAGAACUGAUCAGGGAAUACAAAGAACAUCAAAGAGAACAAGUGGAGAAAAUCCCCAGAAUCCACUUUGAAUACACCACACUUGCAGCUGACGCCAAUUAUCCUGAAUUCGAAGUACAUGUUUUAAAAGGGCAACAGGUGAGGUGAAGGUUUGUGUAUGCAAGCUACAGAAAGUCACACCUUUGAACAAGAGCUCCCUAGCAACGAGAAGUGGAAUGGGUCACAAACUAUACAGAUUAAUUUUGAUAACAGGUUAAAAUGGUAAUUGACUAAAAUCACAUUUGAAAAUGAUCAUAAUACUUGUUAAAAUGCAACUGGGUUCUGAUGAUUUGUUUCUUUUCUCAGAAGACAGACUCUGUUGUCAAUUUUAUGAUAAAGCUGCCAGUUGAUCUCACUGGAGUCCCGCAAUUUAUUAUAAGGGUAAGAUUGUUGUGUUUUAUUUUUGAUUCCUGAGAAACAGAGCUGAAAAACAACUAUUAGACUAAGUACUGGUGUGAUAUCUUUAAUAAUUUUGCUUAUGUCACAAAAAUUGAAAUUUACCAUAAUAACUUAUGAUAUGAAAAAUGUUUUUCUGAUCAUUGUGAUGAUCCAUAUUUAAUUCUUUGUUUGUCAGGACUGUCCAGGUGAAGACAUAGCAUGCUUGUUUGUUUCUUAUGCAUCUCUUAAUGGAGAGAAUGUUACACCAACACUUUUGUUAUCACCCCGCGUAGAAAGGUGAGGUAUUUGCGCAGAAAUGGCCACUAAAUAUGAAAGAUAUAACAAACUUUAAUAUGCAUCUUCAUUAAUUACUUGGAAUACAUAUGUGUAAAAAGGUUCAGGCUGCUGUAGUCAUAUAUUUAGUAAAUCUAAAGGCAAGUUUUUAAAAGUAAAUUCACUCCAUGGAAUCGUCAGCGUAGUAAAAUCAUCAGUUUUAUGUGUAAUACAUUUCAUAGCAGAUGAAAUUUGUAUUUAUUUUUUGGAUAUUAUACUUUUACAGUCAAUCCAUUCAAACUCAUACUUAUUUUACAGAGCAUUUGGUGGGACCAGCAAUCUUCGUAUUCCUCAUUGGUUGGGGGUGAAUGGCUGCCUUCUGGAAUACCUACCUCUUAUCCAGGAACUCUUUGCACAAAAGGUGAGGUUGAAAGUGGUAUCAAAAGUUACCUCUCAGGGCUCUAAGCUCAGACUUUCUCAAGGUCACAGUGUUAUGGCCUUAACCCUUUACUCCUUAACAUCAGUAUGGAUAUUCUCCAUAACACUCCUUACAUUUCUUAGGGUUCUGACAUGGAGAAUUUGUUCAUCAAUCAAGAGGUUCCUUAGUUGGUGAUCAUCUCCUUUAUUCUCAUGACUUAAAUGUUUGAUUCAGGGGAGAUGUUGUGAGGAGAAAUUAGAUAUUAGUCACUCUAAGGGGUUAAAGGGUUAAAUUAUAAACAAUAAAAAAACAAAAACAAAAUGCAAUCAAAAAAGUGGACAAGGGAAGUCAAUGCAAUAUUUUGUGACAUGCUAUAUACCCUCCAAGUCUGAGGUGAAGUAACUGUGAGCUGACAGAAUAAUGAGCAAAGGAAAAACUUAAACUGUGAAAACCUCAAAGUUAGCCAAAAAUUUUCCUCACCUAUUAUUAAUAUUUGCAUCACUCAGGAGGAUGAGUUUACUUUUUAAUUGCUUGAUUAGUCUCUGAGGUUACUGUUAGAACAUGUUAACCCCUAAGAGUGACUAAUAUCUAAUCUCUCCUCACAGUAUAACCCCUGAAUCUAACAUCAAGAUGAUCACCAACUAAAGACACUCCUGAUGUUUAAACAAAUUCUCCUUGUCAGCACCUUAGGAAAUGUAUAGAGAACAGUAUGGAGAAUAUGCAUACUGAUGUUAGGGUGUUAAUAUAUAACUACAUUUUGAAAGGUGGAGCAAGUUUGUCAGGCAUUCCACAAAAGAAGGGAAUAUGUUGCAGCUUUCCUUAGUGCAUUUGGAAGGUAAGGCAUAGUUUACAAUCCAGUCAAAUCAUUUGCCAAAUGUAGCUUACUUUAGAGUAAGUCUUGUAAAUAGGAUAUGACUUUUGAGGUUGUAUAUAUAAUUAUGUUAUUUACCAGACAGGAGGUCUUUAUGGGAAAAAACUGUGCCUGUCCUCUUGAUUACAGUUAAAGGCUAAGGGUUACCCUCAAGACCAGGGGAACAGUUUUUCUUCCAUAUGGACUAAUCUACCCCCUACUAAUUUAAUUUUUCUACUGGCUUGCAUUUUCCCUGUAUUGCCGCAAAUGGUAUGUACAAAUUCUGGACCAUGGUCUGUGGUGGAAAAAAUUAGAUUACUUAUGGGCUCAUGAUCAGGAUUCUGGCUCACUGAGAUGCUUCAGAAUAAAACAAAGGGUAGCAUGUUAUAAUCUAGAGACAAUUUUAUUUUUUUUGAUAGUUCAGUGCUUGAGUAUGAUGCUGAGGGAUUCAUGAAGCUCUCCUUGCUGUUCAAAGUACAAGGAUUUUUUUGUAUUGUUCACAGUAAGUGCUAUUUCUGGUACAAGUAUAAAAUCGAAAUUAACGACACAUCUUCCAUUUUGACACAAAGAAGUGAGACAUACUGAAUAGAAAUCAGUCCGGCACUUACAAUGGGAAUUGGCCAAAGGGUGCAUUUUGAUUGAGUGAUGUAUGGAGUGAGUGAGGAUUAAAUAUUAUCGCCACUCGCUUCAUUUUUCUUUUCAGUUGAAUUAGACAAGAACUUUCCCCAAGAAGCGCCACUAUUUUACCUCCAGUCGAUUUACCACGAAAAAAAUAACCAGCCGUACGAAAAACUGGAAGCGGGUUACCCCUACAGUCCACGGUGGUCUGGGGACGAGAUGGCGGAAAGAGCUAGGUAUUCUUGUCUCCUUUACUUACAUACUGUUCAAAUGAACAGAUAGUGUGAUAUGCCCAGAAAGGACUGAGGUCUCAUUCACGGAGAAAGGAAACACUCAACGAAUAAUAGAACGGAUCUCAGCUUUAAACCAACCUAUUUUGUUUCGUUUCCUGAUAUUUUCCAUGCCUUACUUUUAAACCAAUAAUAUCACGAUUUUAAAUGUUAAUAUGGUAAAGAUUGAAAAAGUUAAAGUAAGCGAAAAAAAACAGCUCCUUGCGGCAGCAAACUACCGAAGCUUUCAGGAAACGGGCCAUUGGUCUCUUUGGAACAAUGUGACUGGUAUUUCAUGAAUUGCCUAGGGACGGGUCAUUAAUAGGAGUACAUUAUAAACUUGUUACUUAAGUGUUAGGUGUUUCGAUGGAGAAUGAAUAUCGAAGCCGACUAUGGUGUCCGACUGAGUUAAAUUCAUGACAUGAAUGAGAUUAUUUUAAGAUCUUACCCUCUUUGGGGAACCUUUCUAAAGUACUUUUUUUUUCUUUUUCAGAGCUUUCCUGUUGGAAAAGAUACCAGCUUUUAAGGACGCUUCAUUAAGUAACGCCAAAUUUUAACCUUAACACAACACAAAAGUCAAGGAGUUUUUGUGGAGCGAUCGUUCUAAGAUUCUGGCCACUAUGACUCUCCUCAGUCACUGAACGAACUCAUCAAGUGGCUCAUACAAAAGCGUUAGAUAGUAAUCGUAGAUCAGAUCACUCUCGACGGGCUUGAUGAUUGUUGGAGCGGAAUAAAAAGAAGUGUGCAAGCAUGCCCUCAUUAUAAGCGCUCCAGAACGUGCGUUUCUCCGCCCGCCGGGAAGAUUUGAGACCAGUUGGAAAGGGUUUUCCGGGGGUCUGGCACAAAUAAUUAGUGCCUUACAGACCUCUCACCGGCGCGCGUUGCUCAAGGGCUUUAAGUGCUUAUAUUUUCGAGCGGCCGAAGAAAUGCACGUGCCGAAACGCUUGUAACGAGGGCCUGGUCACGAGAUGAUUUAUACAGGGGACUUCAAAUAAGAUUCUCUUUUGACAUUUUCUCCCUAAACAGAGACGCAUGUAGUAAGUCGCGCUUUGUUUAAAUUUUUAUAUCGCUUUGUUUGGUUCUUUUUUGUUUGUUUGUUGUGUUUGUUUGGCUGUGCGUUUGUUUUGUUUGUAAAGAGAUAAACUAAAUUGAAAUAUAUGCAAACGUUCAAUUGGCCAUGAACCACGAUUAAUUUUCCCUUUGGUCACAUUGCUCACUUUCUCAAAAAGGACCAACAUAUGCUGCCAUGCAGUAUCAUUAUUUCUCAUGUCAUUCCGUACUUUCUGAGAGUAUAAACGGCUUGCUUCUAAUCAUAAACAUCGAAGAAGAACGAGUAAAGAAUUAAAGAUGCCCUCACCAACAUAAACAAGUUUAUUUCUCCC